Messenger RNA from Mytilus californianus (California mussel), 1736 nucleotides. RefSeq names its product protein unc-93 homolog A-like. The transcript has 3 exons. The record is from RefSeq and is a predicted model, not a curated record. NCBI's taxonomy places the organism in Eukaryota, Metazoa, Mollusca, Bivalvia, Mytilida, Mytilidae. Bases 19 to 1428 code for a protein of 469 amino acids.
GAUAGGUCACUAUCUCACAUGUGUCAUAUUACAAUGUCACAACGACGGAAUGAAACAGAGAACCUCGAGGAGAUAUGUUUAUGUUUUAGCGCCAAAAGAGAUGACAGAAACAGCGGUCAUGAAAUUCGUAAUACUUACAUACUGUCGGCUUCAUUUUUCUUUGUGUUUACUGCAUACCUAGCGAUACAAAAUUUGCAGAGCAGUUUGAAUCAGGAAGCAGGGCUAGGAGUAACGUCAUUAUCGUGCUUAUAUGGAUUUAUUAUCAUUUCUGCUGUAUUGGCGCCAACUGUCUUAAAGGUUAUUGGCGGGAAGUUAGCACUUGUUAUCGCUUGGAUACUACAUAUGGUCUACACUUUAAGCAACUUUUAUCCAACAUUCGGAACUUUAAUUCCUUCGUCUAUUUUACUUGGGCUUGUUUCCGGUCCUUUAUGGACAUCGCAAAGUAUUUACAUAACAAGAAAUGCUUAUUCUCUUUCAGACAGCACAGGUAAAGAUGCACAUGUGUUGCUCAGUAGACUAAACGGAAUCUUCUUUACAAUAUAUGAGUUAACACAAAUCAGUGGAAAUAUAGUGUCGUCUGCUGUUUUAUAUAAAAGUGCAAGCCACAAUUCCAAUGCUUCAUCUACGAACUGUGGUAUCAAUGAUUGUCCUGCAAUCACCGGAAAUGCUACUGUAUUGGACCAGCCAUCUUCAGAUACCGUGUACACUAUGCUUGGCGUUUUUCUGGUCUUUGAUGUAAUUGGACUCAUCUUGACUGCAACGUUUUUACCUCCGUUACCGAAGAGUCAGUGGACAGAGUCUUCUUCCAUAAAAGAAUCAGUGACAUCAUGUUUCUUUGCGUUCGCUGAUAUGAAGAUGUUGUUAUUGGUACCAUUUAUAGCAAUAAUGGCGAUGGAGCAAGCCGUUCUGUGGACAGAUUUUACUAAGUCUUACAUCAGCUGUCCAAUUGGAAUAAAAAUGGUUGGCUUUAUCAUGGCGUCGUAUGGAGGAUCAACAACUGUGUCGGCAUUGGUGACGUCACGGCUAGCUAAAUACACUGGGAGACAAGUUUUGUUUGCAGUAGCAAUUAUUAUACAAAUGUCCAUAUUUGUUGCCAUGUUUGUCUUCCAUCCACAAGGGAGAAGUGACUUGCCUUAUUUAUUUAUAAUGGCAGUCAUAUGGGGUAUCGCCGAAGGAAUAUUUCAGACGCAAUCCAAUGCACUGAUUGGAUACCUGUACCCAGAGAAUACAGAGCCGGCAUUUGCCAACUAUCACUUCUGGAAGGCGACAAGUUUUACUGUGUAUUUCGCUAUCAGUACUGUGUUAUGUGUAAAGACAAAGCUUAUCAUCGUCAUUGCGUUAUUAUCGAUAGCGUGUUUACUGUAUAUUGCUCUAGAAGUUAAAGUUUUCCUCAAACAACGGACUGCAGAUAUCUCCGAGACAAAAUAGUCCAAUACAUGUUCAAAUUUAUACAUCGGAAAAGCAACCAGGUUUGUUAAUGACCGCGUGGAGACGGGCAAUUUGAGCUAUAAGUUGACAGAAUAAUUCGUAUACAUGUACAAGGUGACUGCCAUGGCAAUGGUAUUAGAAAAAAGUAUAAACUAUCAAUGUAAGCAGUUUGUCGAAACAGUGUGUUGCGGGUGAUAUGAUAUGACUUUUAUAUAUUUUGUAUUAAUCAUGGAUGUAUAGUUUGGUGUUUUAUUUCUUUUUACGAAGUUCAUUUUGUUUUUUUAUGCUGUUUUUUUUACCACAAUAAA